Messenger RNA from Dipodomys ordii (Ord's kangaroo rat), 495 nucleotides. RefSeq names its product NANOG neighbor homeobox (gene Nanognb). The record is from RefSeq and is a predicted model, not a curated record. The transcript is spliced from 3 exons. Gene Ontology annotation, molecular function: DNA binding. NCBI's taxonomy places the organism in Eukaryota, Metazoa, Chordata, Mammalia, Rodentia, Heteromyidae. Bases 1 to 495 code for a protein of 164 amino acids.
AUGGUGAUGAUGAUGGUGAUGGUGAUGGUGGUGCUGGUGCUGACGGUGGCCCUGGCGGUGGCAGGACUGGUAAUGAAGAUGGCGGAGGUGUCUUCCCGCAGAAGAGCGACGUCGUCUGGCAGUGCAAAUCCACAGCCGUCCGACACCAUGGAGCUGGAAGGCAAAGGAAGAGAGAGGCAGAAAUGCAGAAGAUGUGGCAAAUGGAAAAGGCAGAAAGAACCGAAAAAGACACAAAAAGAAGAAGAUCUGACAGAAAUCGCAAGAAAGGAAGAGCAGGAAGCUUGUUCCACGAAACCCCGGGUCAGCAAGUCUCUUCUAGAAACUCUGUGGGCCAAGUUUAAGCUGACCCGGACACCCAGCGUGCGGGACUACCUGUGGCUGUCCUUUGAAUUUAACAUGACAGGUGCACAGAUUCGUCAGUGGUUUUAUGAAAAGAGGAAGCAAUACAGCAAGGAAAUGUACAAACACAGGCGUAAGAAGAGACAAGAGAGGUAA